AUUUUCACCCACAAACCACUUGUUUUCAUCCAUAGAUUAUAUACUCUAUUUUCACCUAUAUUAUACCAAAACUAUUUUACUUUUGUAUAUAAAUGAAUUUUCUAAGUAAUAUUUAUCAUGAGAGUUUGGCAGGGAACGAAAGGAACAUUCGCUUCUGGGAAAAUUAUAUACAGAACCUGAGAUGUAUAGACUUCAAUACGUUUUCCGAUAAACUAAAAGUGCCGGCACUAAUUCCGAUUGGUAGCAGGAUAUUGUUCAGAGGGGAACUGAGACACACUAACGAAGUGACUGUUGCUUUGGGAGCCGAUUAUUUUGUCAAAUGUUCUUUGAAACAAGCUGAGAUAUUAAGGCAACAUAGGAUAAAAGAUGCUGAAUCAAAAUUAAGCUCAUUCAGAAAAGAAAGAGAAUAUUUAGAAAACCAACUAUCCUUUCCUAAGACUACACUGUAUGACAAUGAAGGGCAAGAUAUCAUUGAGGUACACACUGAAGAAGAGGACAAAGCAUGGAGAGCAAAACACAGAGAGAAUAUCAAGAAGUACAAACAGAGUCAGAUUAAAAAAGAAGAUUACAAACAAGUAACAGAUGAAGAACUGUGGCAGAAACUGGAAGAACUAGAACUUCAGGAAGAACUUGAAAAUGAACUUGCUGAACUAAAAUAUGGUGAGUCAAAAGAAAAAACUAUUUCAAUAGAAGGUACGAAAAUAAAAACUCAAAUACCAGGUGAUCACAAACAAGCCAUAGCAAGUGAAAAGAAGAUUGUAUUGAAAACAGACGAAAUGACAAAUGAAAAUCAUAGUGAUUCUAAACUUGAAUUAUUGCAAAAAGUGCUUGAUAAACAAAAUGAGCUUGAAGAGAAGUUAGUGGAGUUAAAGAACAAAGAAAGAAGUGAUAGUAAGACUGAACAAGACCUUUUAAAGAAGCUUGAUGAGAUGGAAGAACUGGAAGAGUUAGAAGAUGAAAUGGACAGAUUGAAUGAUAUUUUAGAAACAGAUGACAUAGAAGAAUCAGAAGAAGACAUUACUCCCUGUCAAACUACCAAAAUGAACAGAAAAGUUUCGUUCAAUGACGAAGAUGACAGUGAAACAUUAGAAAUAAUUUUCCAACAUUCUAACAUUGAGCCUUGCAGAGAACCUUAUGAUCCUGCAAAAGGGAUUCAGAAACCUAGUGAUAUUUAUAAAGCUUUCUCACACUUGUUUAGUGAUCAAACAAUUUCUAUUUUAAAGAAAUCAAAAUAUACUGAACCAAUUCCUAGUGUAUCUGCAAACGUGAACAAUAAAAUAUUAGAGAAUGAAUCAAAAGACCCACUGUCACAAAGAGAAACAAUAGUGGUUAAGGAUGUAAUUGAAAAGGUUGAUCAGAGUGAUAAUCAAUACACGGAAAUACAGCGGCCUGUCAGUAUAUUUAAGAAGAGAAGACAACAGAAUAGAUGAAGUAGUAGAAUUUAAGAUAAAGUAAUA
Molecule: messenger RNA, 1457 nt
Organism: Hyposmocoma kahamanoa
Lineage: Eukaryota; Metazoa; Arthropoda; Insecta; Lepidoptera; Cosmopterigidae
Gene: uri
Product: unconventional prefoldin RPB5 interactor-like protein
Exons: 4
Coding region: 93-1430 (445 amino acids)
Biological process (GO): negative regulation of transcription by RNA polymerase II; negative regulation of phosphatase activity
Molecular function (GO): transcription corepressor activity; phosphatase inhibitor activity; chromatin binding
Source: RefSeq, a predicted model, not a curated record